Messenger RNA from Cebus imitator (Panamanian white-faced capuchin), 1033 nucleotides. It is a transcript of the gene GH1, whose product is annotated as growth hormone 1. The transcript has 4 exons. Gene Ontology annotation, molecular function: growth hormone receptor binding; hormone activity. The record is from RefSeq and is a predicted model, not a curated record. NCBI's taxonomy places the organism in Eukaryota, Metazoa, Chordata, Mammalia, Primates, Cebidae. Gene Ontology annotation, biological process: positive regulation of growth; response to nutrient levels; growth hormone receptor signaling pathway. The coding region runs from base 395 to 928 and encodes 177 amino acids. Gene Ontology annotation, cellular component: extracellular region.
CGUGUGGGUCUCAAGGACUGGCUAUCCUGACAUCCUUUCCCGCCUUCAGGUAGGCCACCAUGGCAUGCUGCCAGAGGACACCCACCUGCCCCUUAAAGAGAGGCCAGGUUGGGUGGUUCCUCUGGCCGACACUCUGUCCACAGCGCUGGUGACGGUGGGAAGGGAAAGAUGACAAGCCAGGGAUAUGGUACCACAGUGUGUGGGAGAAGCUUCUGAAUUAUCCAUUAGCACAGGCACGUCCAGAAUCCCAUGCAUAAAUGUACAAAGAAACAGGGGCAAGUAGGGAGAGAGAAGGGGACAGGAUAUAAAAGGGCCCACAAGAGACCAGCUCCAGGAUCCCAAGGCCCAACUCCGCAAACCACGGAGAGUCCUGUGGACAGCUCACCUAGCUGCAAUGGCUGCAGGCUCCCGGACAUCCAUGCUCCUGGCUUUCACCCUGCUCUGCCUGCCCCAGCUUCAAGAGACCGGUGCCUUCCCAACAAUUCCCUUAUCCAGGCUUUUGGACAAUGCUAUGCUCCGCGCCCAUCGCCUGCACCAGCUGGCCUUUGACACCUACCAGGAGUUCAACAUAGAGUUGCUCCGCAUCUCCCUGCUGCUCAUCCAGUCCUGGUUCGAGCCUGUGCAGCUCCUCAGGAGUGUCUUCGCCAACAGCCUAUUGUAUGGCAUCUCAGACAGCGAUGUCUAUGAGUACCUGAAGGACCUAGAGGAAGGCAUCCAAACUCUGAUGGGGAGGCUGGAAGAUGGCAGCCCCCGGACUGGGGAGAUCUUCAGGCAGACCUACAGCAAGUUUGACAUAAACUCGCAGAACGAUGAUGCACUGCUCAAGAACUACGGGUUGCUCUACUGCUUCCGGAAGGACAUGGACAAGGUUGAGACAUUCCUGCGCAUUGUGCAGUGUCGCUCUGUGGAGGGCAGCUGUGGCCUCUAGCUGCCGGGUGGCAUCCCUGUGACCCCUCCCCAGUGCCUCUGUUGGCCCUGGAAGGUGGCACUCCAGUGUCCGUCAGCCCUGUCCUAAUAAAACUAAGUUGCAUCA